ACAACAAAAGAAGGAAGGAAGCUUUGGAUUUUGAUUGUUUCUUUCUUUCUUCUCGCGGUUUCCAAAUCCCCAAAUCUCAAUCCACAAAUUCACAGCAAUCCGAUUCCCCAAUUGAUUAAUGCGAAGAGUAGUGAUUACGUCAGCAUAGAUAUUUCCGCGGCGGAGGAUUGUGAUGGCGCGAGGCGGCGGCGUAGUGGAGUCGGCGGCGGCGGUGAUAGCUUACAAUCUCAAAGAGUCGUCGAGCUGGUGGCACGACAUCAAUGCCUCGACGCUUUGGCAGGAUCGUAUCUUCCACGGCCUCGCCGUCCUCUAUGGCCUCGUCGCCGUCGUUGCUGUGGUUCAAUUGGUUAGGAUACAAGUGCGGGUGCCGGAGUACGGCUGGACCACGCAGAAGGUCUUCCACUUUCUCAAUUUCGUUGUGAAUGCAGUGAGAGCAGCAGUGUUCAUUUUCCGCCGGCAAGUACAGAGGCUACAUCCAAAGAUUGUGCAACAUGUGUUGCUUGAUAUGCCGAGCCUGGCUUUCUUCACGACUUACGCGCUUUUGGUUCUGUUCUGGGCGGAAAUCUACUAUCAGGCGCGUGCUGUUUCUACGGAUGGACUGAGGCCGAGCUUCUUUACUAUCAAUGCUGCUGUUUAUGUAGUUCAGAUAACUAUGUGGUUUAUAUUAUGGUGGAAGCCUGUCCCAGUCGUGGUCAUCUUAUCUAAAGUGUUCUUUGCAGGUGUCUCUUUAUUUGCAGCCCUUGGAUUUCUUCUGUAUGGUGGAAGGCUCUUUUUGAUGUUGCAGAGAUUUCCUGUGGAGUCAAAAGGAAGACGUAAGAAGCUGCAGGAGGUUGGCUACGUGACAACCAUAUGUUUUACCUGUUUCCUCAUCAGAUGCGUAAUGAUGUGCUUAUGUGCAUUUGACAAGGCAGCGGACCUUGAUGUUUUGAAUCACCCAGUUCUAAACUUGAUAUAUUACUUGUUGGUGGAGAUAUUGCCUUCUUCUUUGGUUCUUUUCAUUUUAAGAAAGUUGCCUCCAAAGCGUGGGAUCACACAGUAUCAUCCUAUCCGCUGAUGGUAUGAUAAAAGCAAAAGCAACCAAGGUGAGGCAGUUACGAAUAUAUCGACUUUGAGAUACUUAUCUACCGAGGACAAUGAAAAUCAUGAAGGGACGACGCGAAGUUGGCCAUUCUGUGCUUGCGGAGGAAUUGUUGUGUUGGGAAGUUUUGUUCUCAGCAGGGGUGGUGGAUAUGUUAAAAAGAAUCAACCUUUUAAUUGUUGCGUAUAUGUUAGUAUCAUGGUCUUUUUAUUUUGGAUGUCUUCAAAUCAUACUACUGGUGCUUUGAUGUUUAAACAGCGUCUUUAACUAGGUGCCUCCAUGAAAAGUGGACCCAAAAAAGUGUGGUAAAUCGAUAUGCUGAAAUCAUAAAUAAGGACCGAUUCAUGUAUGUUGGUAUAGAAGUGAAUGGUAACAUCUCUAUUGUUGCCACUGCUCUCACGACAUCCUGGUGUUCUUCAUUUUUUUACUUGUCGGAAUAGAGAAGGCAAUGUAUCCUGUGUUUUGUGGUGUUGGAAUCUAUUAUAUCCAAGGCUAUUCUUACUCUGUGUGUGUGUGUGUGUGUGGUGCUGUGUUGGGGGAUUGGGAUGUAGAUUUCCACUAUGAUCUGUGCAAAUUUGUGCAAAUCCUAGCAAAUGGAAAUCCAGGAAGAAGUAUGCGCAAGAAAGAGGAAGCAUACCGUGUGUUGAGGACAUGAUGCUUCUUUCUAUUCAUGGAAGGAAGAACAAUCUUUAAGGCCUAUCCGCAACGCCUCCCGGAUUCGCACCUGAAAA
Fragaria vesca subsp. vesca is the source of this 1809-nucleotide messenger RNA. RefSeq lists its product as uncharacterized. The record is from RefSeq and is a predicted model, not a curated record. The transcript has 11 exons. The coding region runs from base 173 to 1054 and encodes 293 amino acids. Lineage: Eukaryota; Viridiplantae; Streptophyta; Magnoliopsida; Rosales; Rosaceae.